Messenger RNA from Helianthus annuus (common sunflower), 11080 nucleotides. Its product is annotated as protein SPIRRIG. Bases 394 to 10647 code for a protein of 3417 amino acids. The record is from RefSeq and is a predicted model, not a curated record. Gene Ontology annotation, molecular function: protein binding. NCBI's taxonomy places the organism in Eukaryota, Viridiplantae, Streptophyta, Magnoliopsida, Asterales, Asteraceae. The transcript has 18 exons.
CGACGCAAAAGAAAUAGAAAUACACAGAACAACGAGAAACAAGGCGGGGAGUUGUCUGUCGUCCAAAAUCAUUCGAAUUUAUAGUUAGGGCACCAAAAGUGACGAAAAAUCUCAUCAACUCGUCGUAAUUCACUCAUUCGGAGGAUAAAUUAGCACACAUUCCAGCUUCAUCAUCAUGAUCUUCGAUCCAGAUUCAAUUAUUUUCCCCUAAUUCAACAUCAUAAACACUCACUCUGAUUAUUAUCAUCAUCUAACGAUUUCCAAACCGUAUGACGGAGGGUUUUUGAGCUCGAAAAUUCUCCACAUUCAUAAUCGUAUUCACACAUUCGGUGUUUUGUUACAUUGAUUCGCUGUUUAUAAACUUUUUACGGCGAAUGAGUGGUUAUUAUAACGAUGAAAUGGGUAACAUUGCUUAAAGACUUCAGAGAUAAGGUAGGGUUAUCGUCGCCUAGACAGGCUUCAUCGUCUGCCUCACCGUCCUAUUUUUUGGUUGAGGAUAGUAACAAUGCCACUUCCUCAAGCUAUGAUGACCCAUUGUCAAGAGAAAAAUAUGAACUGGAACUGGACUUCAAGAGGUCCUGGGAAGAGUUCCGGAUAUCGAAUUCAGAGAAGGAGAAGGAAAAAGCCUUGAAUUUUACUAUUGACGUCUUCUGUAGAUUAGUAAAGCAGCAUGCUAAUGUAGCACAACUGAUUUCCAUGUUAGUAGAAACACACAUAUUUUGUUUUGUUGUGGGUAGAGCAUUUGUCACAGAUAUUGAAAAGUUAAAAGUUAGCAGCCAAACAAGAUCUUUGGAGAUUGAAAGCGUGAUAGGUUUUUUCUCAGAGCCUACAGAGGAUGGAGUUCAAGUUGGUUCAAAUUUACUACAAGCAGUGUCGUUCCUUGUUUCCGGGGCUAUUGAUAAACAAUCUCUUCUUGAUUCUGGGAUAUUCUGUUGUCUCAUUCAUAUACUUGAUGCCUUUCUUGUUUCUGAUGGAGUGAAUGCGAGCCAAAAUAUUGUUACUGCUGAAGAGAAACCAGAGGUAACUGAGAAUGCAGCUCCAGAUCGGCGGCUUGAGGUAGUGGGCAGCAUUCUGCAUAUUAUGAAGGCAUUGGCAAGCCAUCCUGCAGCUGCGCAGAGUUUGAUUGAUGACAAUUCUCUUGAGCUACUCUUUCAGAUGGUAGCCAACGGGUCGUCAGUUUUAUUUUCAAGAUACAAGGAUGGGAUUGUCCCCUUGCACGCCAUUCAGCUCCAUAGGCAUGCAAUGCAGGUACUAGGUCUUCUUCUGGUUAAUGACAAUGGGAGCACCGCUGAGUACAUAAGGAAACACCAGUUGAUAAAAGUGUUAUUGAUGGCAGUGAAAGACUUCAAUCCCGAAUCUGGAGAUUCUGCAUAUACAGUGCAUAUUGUGGAUUUGUUGCUUGAAUGUGUGGAAUUGUCAUAUAGACCUGAGGCUGGUGGUAUCAAGCUUAGGGAAGACAUUCAUAACACUCAUGGUUACCAAUUUCUCAUUGACUUCGCAUUAAUUCUUUCAAGAGAUCAGGGUUCUCAAACUAGUCAAAGUUCUGACCAAGAAGGGUCAAAGUCAACUAAUGACAUGGACAUGCAUGAUGAAAUGGGAAAAGAAGACACCUCAUCACCAUCCGUUUCUCCCACACUCUCUAGAUUACUUGAUGUUCUUGUUAAUUUAGCUCAAACAGGCUCAACUGAUACAAGCGGGUCCCCUAGAUCAAAGGGUACAAAGAAUCUUAAUAAUAUUGAUGUUUGGGAGAAGGAUAAUAACAAAGUUAAGGAUCUAGAAGCUGUUCAAGUGCUGCAGGACAUUUUUCUCAAAGCGGAUCGCACGGAGCUGCAGGCUGAAGUGCUAAAUAGAAUAUUCAAGAUCUUUUCAAGUCAUCUUGAAAACUACACGUUGUGUCAGCAGUUGCGAACUGUUCCAUUGUUCAUCCUCAAUAUGGGAGGCUUUCCUCAAUCUUUUCAAGAAAUUAUCCUUAAAAUUCUUGAAUACGCCGUGACUGUUGUGAAUUGCAUACCUGAACAAGAAUUGCUUUCACUUUGCUGCUUGUUGCAACAACCGAUAACGUCUGACUUGAAGUGCACUAUUCUGGGAUUCUUUGUAAAGCUAGUGUCAUUCGAUCAACAGUACAAAAAGUUGUUGAGGGAAGUUGGUGUGCUGGAGGUUUUAUUAGAUGAUCUCAAGUUGCACAAGUUUCUUGUGGGUCCAGAGCAGAACAACCAUGAUGAUAGUGCUGAGGUGGAAACAAACGGUUUCCAGAAACAUCUGGAAAGUCCUAAAUUAUCGGAUUCUGGUUCCACAAAGUUAUGUCUUUUUGAAGAUGAAGGUACAAUUCCAGUUGCUUGGGACUGUUUGAUUUCGUUAUUAAGAAGAGCUGAAUAUAACCAAGUGACGUUUCGUUCUGCUGAUGGAGUAACGACUUCUCUUCCUUUCUUGGCCUCUGAUGUCCACCGCACUGGUGUCCUUCGCGUAUUAUCAUGCUUAAUCAUCGAGGAUUCCGCACAGGCUCAUUCAGAUGAACUGGGUGCACUGAUAGAAAUUUCAAAGAGCGGGAUGGUGAUAACUACUUCGGGAUCUCAAUACAAACUCCCAGACGAUGCAAAAUGCGAUGUUUUUGGCGCCAUGUGGCGAAUUCUAGGAGCUAGCGCAUCUGCUCAGAGAGUGUUUGGUGAAGUCACUGGGUUUUCGCUUAUCUUAACAACCCUUCAUAGUUUCCAGGGAGAUAAAGGACUAAUCAGUCAAUCCUCAAUGACGGUCUGCAUGAAAGUUUUCACAUAUCUGUUGCAUAUGAUUACUGCUGGCACCUGCAACAAUCCUGUUAAUAGAGUAAAGCUACACACGGUUAUUUCUUCUCAAACUUUUUAUGAUCUUUUAUCUGAUUCUGGAUUGAUCUGUGCGGAGUGUGAAAACCAAGUCAUGCAGUUGUUAUUUGAACUUGCUCUUGAGGUUGUGAUUCCACCGUCUUUCACAUCAGAAACUACCGAGAUAUUAGAUGAUACUGGAAAUGUUUCUGCUUUCCAGAUAAUUACUCCAUCAGCUACGUUUCUUCUUGAUAAGCAGAACAUAUAUAAUGCUGGCGCAAUUAGGGUUCUCAUCCAUUUGUUGUUGCAUUUUACUCCAAAUCUUCAACUCAAGUUUCUAAAACUUAUCGAAGAACUUGCUUGUGCUGGCUCUUUUAAUCAAGAAAGCCUUACAUCUGCAGGUUGUGUGGAACUUCUUCUCGAGACAAUACAUCCCUUCCUUUCUGGUUCAUCCUCUCUGCUUUUUCAGGCUUUGAGGAUCAUCGAAGUACUUGGUUCUUAUAGGUUGUCAUCAGCAGAACUGCAGGUGAUAAUAAGAUAUAUAUUGCAAGUGAGACACAUGAAAUCCGGUCUUACGCUCAUUACUAUGAUGGAGAGGUUUACGGUUUCGGGGAAUAUUCCUCUUGCACCGUUUGUAGAUAUGGAUAUGAGCAAAUCGGGGCAUGCAUCUAUCCAAGUACCAUUGGGUGAAAGAUCAUGGCCCCCUGCUGCCGGCUAUUCUUUCGUUUGCUGGUUUCAAUAUCAGAAUUUAUUAAAAACAGUUGGCAAAGAAACGGAACCUUCACAAAUCAUGCGUAUAUUCUCUGUUGGUGCUACAGAUGGCGGUAACAGCAAUACCUUCUAUGCAGAGAUUUAUCUUCGAGAGGAUGGAACGUUAACGCUAUCAACCAGCAACUCGUCUUCAUUGUCAUAUACAGGUCUAGAUAUAGACGAGUACAGAUGGCAUCAUCUUGCUGUGGUACAUAGCAAACCAAAUGCAUUAGCUGGAUUAUUCCAAUCUAGUGUUUCAUACGUUUAUCUUAACGGAAAGCUUAGACACACAGGGAGAUUAGGGUACUCUCCCUCGCCAGCUGGCAAGUCUCUGCAGGUAACAAUCGGGACACCUGUCAGUUGUGCAAGGGUUAAUGAUUUGUCCUGGAAAAUCAGGUCUUGCUAUCUGUUUGAAGAGGUAUUGACACCUGGUUCAAUUUGUUUUAUGUAUAUUCUGGGUAGAGGGUAUACUGGUCUUUUCCAAGACACAAAUCUUUUGCAAUUUGUCCCGAAUCAGGCUUGUGGUGGUGGAAAUAUGGCUAUCUUAGACUCUCUUGAAAUUGAUUUUGCAUUGGCUUCUAACAUACAGAAACCUGAUACUGGUAAUAAGCAAGGUGGUUCUAAGACAGAUCGUAGUGGUGUUGUUUGGGAUCUUGAAAGAUUAGGAAAUCUUUCACUACAGCUUUCUGGAAGAAAACUAAUAUUUGCAUUUGAUGGAACUUCUACGGAAGCUUCUAGAACGUCUGGAACUUUGUCAAUGCUCAAUUUAGUUGAUCCAAUGUCCGCAGCUGCUUCUCCAAUGGGAGGUAUACCACGCUAUGGACAUCUUCAUGGGGAUAUAUAUGUAUGCAAGCAUUCGAUAAUAGGUGAAACGAUGCGAUCCAUAGGUGGGUUACCCAUGGUCCUAGCCAUGGUUGAAGUAGCUGAAACCAGAGACAUGCUGCACAUGGGGCUCACACUUCUCGGAUGUGCACUUCACCAAAAUCCACAAAAUAUUAGGGACAUGCAAUCUUAUAGAGGAUAUCACCUGCUAGCACUCCUACUACAUUCCAAAAUGUCAUUAUUCGACAUGCAUUCACUCGAGAUCUUUUUUCAAAUUGCGGCUUGUGAAGCUUCUUUUCCUGGACCAAAAAAGUUGGAAAAAAUCAGUAACGAUAACGUUCCGCCACCUGCUGAAACAUAUGAAGAAUCCAGCACCUCUGUGGAACUUAAUUUGUUAAAUGAAGUUUCUUCAGUUGGUUCACAUGGAGAUAUGGAUGAUUUUUCUGAAACCAAAGACAAUUUUAGUCAUAUAUCAGAACUCGAUAACACUGAAUUUCCAGCUGAAACGUCAAACUGCAUUGUUCUUUCAAAUGCAGAUAUGGUUGAACACGUACUACUGGAUUGGACCCUUUGGGUGGCAGCAUCGGUUCCAAUACAACUUGCUCUUCUGGGAUUUCUUGAAAACCUAGUUUCAAUGCAUUGGUACAGAAAUCACAAUCUUACUGUAUUAUGUAAGAUAAAUCUUAUUCAACAUCUUUUAGUAACCUUACAAAGAGGCGAUGUGGAAGAUCCCGUUCUAGAAAAACUAGUUGAUUUGCUUGGGGUAAUUUUGAAAGACAGGUUUGUAAUUUCUGAACUGGAACAUGUUGUUAGAUUUGUAAUCACGACCUUUGACCCUCCUGAACUGACAUCAAAAGGUCAAAUCAUAAGGGAGUCAACGGGGAAGCAGAUUAUCGUUAGAAAUAUGUUGCUCGAGAUGCUAAUUGAUAUUUUGGUGACAGUUACAUCAGAAGAAUUGCUUGAACAGUGGCAUAAAAUCGUUUCGUCAAAGUUAAUAACUUAUUUUUUUGACGAAGCGGUUCAUCCCACUAGUAUGAGAUGGGUUAUGACUCUUCUUGGUGUGUGUUUAACUUCACCUUCUACGUUUUCUCUUAAAUUUCGCACAAGUGGAGGAUAUCUAGGGUUAGUAAAAGUGCUUCCUAGUUUUUACGACUCCCCCGAGAUAUAUUAUAUUCUUUUCUGUUUAAUAUUUGGGAAACCCGUUUAUCCAAGAUUACCCGAAGUUCGUUUGUUGGACUUUUAUGCCCUUAUGCCUAGUGAUGGAAGUCAGACCGAGUUGAAGUUUUUGGAACUUUUGGAUUCUGUUAUCGUAAUGGCAAAAUCGACAUUUGACAGGUUGUCUAUUCAGACAAUGAUUGCCUGCGAAAGCGGUGAUAUAAAUCUGAUUGGUGCAGGGCUUGCGGCAGAACUUUUGAAUGGAAAUACCGAGAUGACCGAUGAGCUUCAGGGUGAAGCUUUGAUGCAUAAAACAUAUGCCGCCAGGCUCAUGGGCGGAGAUGCUUCGGCUCCAGCUGCUGCAACUUCGGUUCUUAGAUUCAUGGUUGAUUUAGCCAAAAUGUGUCCACCUUUUUCUGUUGCGUGCAGACGGGCCGAGUUUCUUGAAAACUGUGUGGAUCUUUAUUUUUCCUGUGUCAGGUCAGCUCAUGCUGUGAAGAUGGCAAAAAAGUUGUCUGUGAAGCCAGAAGACAAAAAUCCAAACGACCGUGAUGAUACCGGUAGUUCUCACAAUAGCUUGCCACUUGAGCAAGAAGAGUGUACUGAAGAUAUUCCUGUUGCCACAAACAAUUCAGAUGGAUAUAAAGAAAAUAACAUACCUGCAUCAUCUUUAAGUGUGUUAGAUUCCUCGUAUUUACCAGAGAAAUCCACUGGGGUACACCGAACACCUUCAUCACAAAAUCUUGCAGUGAGUCUCAUCGACACAAAACCGAAGUUAACUUUAUCUCCAUCAAUGGCAUCGACUGUAUCCUUGUCUGAAUUUGAUGCCACGUCAGAGUCGAAACGCCCUCCGGUAAUUCCAAACACCACAGACCCAAUUUUCACAAUUAACCCGCAGAUGCUUCUAGAAGCAGACGAUUCUGGUUACGGAGGUGGCCCAUGUUCAGCGGGAGCAACCGCCAUUCUAGAUUUCAUGGCUGAAGUUCUUUCAGAUUUCGUAACUGACCAGAUAAAAGCUGCACCCGUUAUCGAAAACAUUCUAGAAAGCAUUCCUCUGUACAUUGAUGUCGAAUCCGUCUUGGUUUUCCAAGGUUUGUGCCUUGGUAGACUGAUGAACUUUCUAGAAAGACGUAUCUUGCGUGAUGAUGAAGAAGACCAAAAGAAACUUGAUAAAACUCGUUGGUCAACGAAUUUAGAUGCGUUAUGUUAUCUGAUAGUUGACCGUGUAUAUAUGGGCGCGUUUCCCGAGCCUGUUGCUGUAUUGAAAACUCUCGAGUUCUUGUUAUCUAUGUUGCAGAUGGCGAAUAAGUAUGGUAGAAUUGAACAAGCAGCACCACCUAGCAAAGGGUUACUGUCUAUUGGAAGAUCAAAACAACUCGAUGCUUAUAUACUUUCAAUGUUUAAAAACUUGAAUCGUACGAUUAUGUACUGUUUUCUUCCUUCUUUCUUGAUCUCUAUCGGAGAAGAUGAACUUGUUUCACGUCUAAGGUUACAAAUUGAGCCCAAGAAAAGAUUUAUUCUUAACGACUCAGAAGACGACAACGUGAUCGAUAUUUGCACGGUGUUACAGUUGCUCGUUGCUCAUAAACGAGUAAUAUUCUGCCCAAGUAACCUUGAAAACGAUCUGAAUUGCUGUUUGUGUAUAAAUUUAAUCUCUCUUUUACAUGACGAGAGGCAAAACGCACAGAAUCUGGCUGCUGAUAUUCUAAAACAUCUGUUGCUGUACCGGAAAACCGCACUAGAAGACCUGCUCGUGUGUAAAACAAAUCAAGGAUCAGUUUUGGAUGCUUUUCAUGGUGGUUUUGAUAGACUUGUUACCGAAAGUAUGCAAUCUUUUUUAAAAUGGCUUCAAAGUUCUGAAAUUUAUGUUGAUAAAAUAUUGGAACAGUGUGCUGUGGUUAUGUGGGUUCAGUAUAUUGGAACAUCUGUGAAGUUUUCGGGAGUGCGAAUUAAAGGUAUGGAUAGCCACCGUAAAAAAGAAAGUACCAAAAAAAAGGAUUCAAGAAAGUUUGACCAAAGACAUUGGGAGCAGAUUAAAGAAAGACGAAUCGCACUGGAAUCGGUUCGUGAUCAUAUGUGUACUGAAUUGAGACUUGUUCGUCAAGAUAAGUACGGGUGGGUACUUCAUGCUGAAAGUGAGUGGCAAACACAUUUACAGCAACUCGUACACGAACGAGGUAUAUUCCCCUUGCCCAAAUUGGGCACAAGUUAUGAUCCCGUAUGGCAGCUUUGUCCCAUCGAAGGUCCGUUUAGAAUGCGGAAAAAGAUCGAAUGGUGUAAACUGAAAGUCGACAUGAUUGAAUCCAUCUUAAAUGUCGAGUUUGAAGGUCGGGAGAAAAACGAACAUGAUCUCAAGAAUUCUGAUUCCGGCUCUGGUUCUUUCUUAAAAGUUUUACCGUUUGAUGAGUUGUAUGACGACAGAGAUUAUGUAAAAGACGGGGGUUCCGGUCAAGUUGGGUGGAAUGAUAAGGAUAGUAGUAUUUUCGAUGCAUGUAUUCAUUCUGCUGCUGAAUUUACCGUUAAUGUCAGCACAGCGGUUGCACCAAAAGCAGAAAGCGUAUUCGAAAAUUCCGAGGUUGGUUCGUUAAGACGAUAUGCUUCCGUAAGAUCUGAUAAUGUUAGAGUGACCGAUGACAAAAUCGAUAAGGAGUUAAGUGACAACGGGGAGUAUUUAAUUAGACCGUAUCUGGAACGUAAUGAGAAAAUUAAAUUUAAAUAUAAUUGUGAAAGAGUUGUUAGUCUUGAUAAACAUGACGGAAUCUUUUUAAUCGGAGAACUUUGUCUAUACGUUAUUGAGAAUUUUUAUGUUGAUGAUUCCGGGUGCAUAUGUGAGAAAGAAUGCGAAAACGAUCUCUCGGUUAUUGAUCGGGUUUUGGGUGUAACAAAAGAUGCGUCUUUAAGCGUUGACUCUCAGUCAAAGUCACCUUCAUCCUGGGGAGCGGAUGUAAAUAAACACAGUGGUGCAUGGGGUAAUGAGAGUGCAAUUAAUAGCAGAAAUGUACCUCAUUUGUGGCGAAUGUGGAAGCUUAAUAGUGUUCAUGAACUUUUGAAACGUGAUUAUCAGCUUCGUCCUGUUGCUAUUGAAAUAUUCAGUAUGGAUGGAUGCAACGAUCUUUUGGUUUUUCAUAAAAAGGAAAGGGAAGAAAUUUUCAGAAAUAUGCUCGCAAUGAAUCUUCCUAGAAACAGCACGUUUUUGGACCCCACAAUCUCUGGAUCACUGAAACAAGAAAGCGCCUUCAAGCUUACGGCUAAACCUUUUUCCAAAAGGUGGCAAAACGGAGAAAUUAGCAACUUCCAGUACCUGAUGCACCUCAACACUCUUGCGGGUCGCGGUUACAGUGAUCUUACUCAGUAUCCAGUCUUCCCUUGGAUUUUGUCAGAUUAUGAUAGUGAAAAUUUGGAUUUAACCAACCCCAAAACGUUCCGGAAGCUUGAUAAGCCCAUGGGUUGCCAAUCACAAGAAGGGGAAAUGGAGUUCAGGAAAAGGUUUCACAGCUGGGAUGAUCCUGAGAUUCCGAAAUUUCAUUAUGGUUCUCACUACUCUAGUGCUGGAAUCGUACUCUUUUAUCUUAUACGUUUGCCACCAUUCAGUGCGGAAAAUAAAAAGCUGCAGGGGGGGCAGUUUGACCAUGCUGAUCGGCUUUUCAAUAGCUUACGUGACACGUGGACAAGUGCUGCUGGAAGAAGCAACACCUCAGAUGUAAAAGAACUCAUCCCAGAAUUCUUUUAUAUGCCAGAAUUCUUGGAGAACCGUUUUGAUCUUGACCUUGGGGAGAAACAGUCAGGAGAAAAGGUUGGAAAUGUUGGAUUGCCUCCUUGGGCCAAAGGUUGUACUAGAGAAUUCAUCAAGAAGCAUAGAGAAGCUCUGGAAUCUGAUUAUGUUUCCGAAAAUUUGCAUCAUUGGAUAGAUCUUAUAUUUGGUUACAAACAACGAGGCAAGGCGGCUGAGGAAGCUGUGAAUGUUUUCUACUAUUAUACAUAUGAAGGAAGUGUUGACAUAGAUGCAGUUGCUGACCCUGCAAUGAAAGCGGCAAUUCUUGCUCAAAUUAAUCACUUUGGUCAAACCCCUAGGCAACUUUUUUUACGUCCCCAUGCCAAAAGAAGAACCGAUAGAAAACUUCCUUUAAAUCCACUCAAAUUCUCUUCUCGUCUCACGCCACACGAAAUCCGCACGAUUACAUCUUCAGUAGCACAAAUUGUCACAGUUAAUGACAGGAUUAUAGUCUUAGGUCAAAAUAACAUAAUUAAACCCAUGACCCACACCAAAUAUGUUGCAUGGGGCUUCCCUGACCGUAGCUUGAGAUUCAUGAGUUAUGAUCAAGACCGGCUCUUGUCUACCCAUGAAAAUCUUCAUGGUGGUCAGCAGAUCCAGUGUGUGAGUGCUAGCCAUGAUGGUCAACUUCUGGUCACAGGUGCAGAUGACGGUUUGGUUUGCGUUUGGCGUAUAAGUAGCUACAGUGGGCCCCGUGCGCCACGUAGAUUGUACUUAAAGAAAACUUUGUGUGCUCACACGGCUAAAAUCACGUGUCUUUACGUUUGCCAGCCGUACAUGAUGAUUGUAAGCGGUUCAGACGAUUGCACCGUCAUCCUAUGGGAUCUUAGCUCAUUGGUCUUUCUUAGACAGCUUCCGGAGUUCCCAUUCCCGAUUUCGGCUAUUUUAGUCAAUGAUUUAACCGGUGAUAUUGUGACGGCUGCUGGUGUUUUGCUGGCGGUUUGGAGUGUGAACGGUGACUGUCUCUCGGUGGUCAACUCUUCUCAACUUCCUUCUGAUCUUAUUUUGUCUGUGACCACUUGUAUGUUUUCUGAUUGGCUGGAAACAAAUUGGUAUAUAUCCGGUCACCAAAGUGGGGCCAUAAAGGUCUGGCAAAUGGUUCAUAAUUCUUCUGAAUCAGCUCAAACUCAGAAGCAACCUUCUUCACAGUUGCAAUAUGGGUUAGGGCUUGGUGGUAAAUUACCAGAUUACACAUUGGUGUUACACAAGGUGCUUAAGGGUCAUAAGCAUCCAGUCACUGCGCUUCACAUAUCAAGUGAUUUGAAGUUAUUGCUGAGUGGUGAUUCUGGUGGGCAUUUGUUUUCAUGGACAUUGCCUGAUGAAACUUUACGGAAUUCUGUUAAGUGGGGGUGAUUGCAGGUAAAACCGAGAUGUGAAAGUCAAAGUCAAAGUCAAAGUCCUGUGUCCUGUUCUCUAAAGAGAGGACAAGAGACUGCUUCCUACAAGUCAAAGUCAAAGGGUUGACCAAGUAUUGAGAAAGAGAGAAGAAAGGGGCCAAGAUGGGUUCGGGUGAGCGUGAUCUUGGCUGCAAUUGCCGUGUUUGGGUGAGGUUUGACUCGGGGCCGGGACACAUUCUGAUAUUUGAAAUGUGGUAGUAGAUGGAGAUGCUAGAGUAGUGAAUAUUUUGUUGUACAUAGAAGGUGUAGGGGUAGUUUCAGUGUUGUAAAGUUUUGGGUCGGGGUGUUUGUGCGGAUGAUUGGCGCACACAUUAAGGCCCUGUUUGGCUCGGGGUGUACAGUUGAUUUGUAAAUUAUCAUAUGUGAUUUGUUAUAGUUAUAUGAUCUAC